AUGGCCAUGGCCAUGGCCAUGGCCAUGAGCAUGGAGGAUGUUGCGGCGAUUCCCAUCACGAUGCUUCUAGCAUCUCAGAAAUGUAUCGAGACCGUCGCGGCGCUUGAAUGUGGACGAGCUUGUCAGGAUGAUCCCGGCCACGAGAAGUCCUUGGACCACCCCCACGAGCACGAGAACGGCGACCACAGAGCCACGUCGGCUUGCAGCACUCACCUGCAGGCUGCUUUCGACCAGUACAGCAGCUACCUCGAGCAACUCCGCUGCAUCUGCCGCAGCGUCAUCGACCAAGGCGCCGCCUCGCUCGAGACCUGUUGCAUGGGCAACAACAGGCCCAGCGCCGCGAAGAAGACAAGACACAAACUCGCGGGAGACGAGCACGAGAAGCACAGAGGAAACACGGCCGUUGCCGUGACGACGACGACGACCUCCUCCAAGGCGUCCGGGAACGGCGCCGAGGAACGCCCCAAAGGCGCCGACCCCGAGAAGACGGGCGGCGUCGAGACCGUCGGCUUCCUGGUCAGCGGCAUGGACUGCACCUCCUGCGCCGACAAGCUGAUGCGAGUGCUCGGCGCCGCGACGGGCGUCUCCCAGCCGCAGGUGAACUUUGUCAGCGGCAAGGGCGAGUUCGACGUCGACACCUCCGUCGCCGACGCCGACGGGGUCAUCCGCUUCGCCGCGGCGGCCAGCGGCUUCGCGCUCAGCAGGAUAGCCGGCGGCGACCACUUCCUGCUCCUCCUGGCCUCGCCGGCCGAGGGGGAACGGCUCGCCGCGGACCCGCCGCGGGGCGUCACGGACGUCGAGUCUCUCGACAAGAAGACGGUCCGCCUCGCGUACGACCCGGCCGCCAUCGGGGCCCGCGACCUCUUCGCCCUCGUCGAGGACCGCUGCGGGGGUCUGGCCCGGCCCCGCGGCGAUCCCCAGCUGGAGAACGGCCGCCGCCGUCUCCGGGACCAGCUCGCCAAGACCGCCCUGGCCGCCGCGCUCACCAUCCCCGUCGCAGUGCUGGCGUGGGACGAGGGCCUGGUCGACGACAGGACGGGCGGGAUCGUGUCCCUGGUCCUCGGCACUCUGGUCCAGGCCGUCGCGGUCCCCGAGUUCUACCGCCCGGCUCUGUCCGCUCUGUGGUACAGCGGCGUCGUCGAGAUGGACAUGCUCGUCGUCAUGAGCAUCACCGCCGCCUACGUCUACUCGGUCGUCGCGUUCGGCUUCGACAUGGCCGGCGGGCCGCUGGACGAGGGCCACUUCUUCGAGACCAGCACCAUGCUCGUCACCCUGAUCCUCGCCGGCCGGCUCGUCGCCGCGUUCGCCCGCGUCCGCGCCGUCGCCGCCGUAUCGUUGCGCUCCAAGCAGAACAACACGGCCGUGCUCGUCGGCGGGAACGGCGACCGCGAGAUCGACGCCCGCCUGCUCCAGUACGACGACCGGUUCAGGGUCCUGCCGCACUCGCGCGUCCCCACCGACGGCGUGGUCGUUUCCGGCAGGACCGAGGUGGACGAGUCCAUGCUCACGGGGGAGUCCCUCCCCAUCGUCAAGGAGGAGGGCGACAGUUUGAUCGCCGGCACCGUCAACGGCGACGGCACCGUCGUCGCCCGGCUCACCCGCCUGCCCGGGAAGAACACCGUCACAGACAUAGCCCGGCUGGUCGAGGAGGCCGCCGGCUCCAAGCCCGAGCUGCAGGGCCUGGCGGACAAGGUCGCCGGCUGGUUCGUCCCCGCGAUGGCGGCCGUCGCCGUCCUCGCCUUCGUCGUCUGGGUCGCCGUCGGGAUCCGGGUCCUCGGCUACAGCGCCGGGAAGAGCGUCGGCAACGCCGUCACGUACGCCGUGGCGGCCCUCGCCGUCGCGUGCCCUUGCGCCCUCGGCCUCGCCGUCCCCAUGGUCCUGGUCGUCGCCGGCGGCAUCGCGGCCAGGGAGGGCGUCGUCAUCAAGUCCGCCGACACCACCGAGGGCGCCCGGAAGACCACCGACGUCGUCUUCGACAAGACCGGCACCAUCACCGAGGCGGAGCUGACCGUCGUCGAGCAGGUCAACCUCCAAGGAGACGCGGACGAGAACCUGACCCUGGCCAAAGCCCUUGUCGCCGGCGGCAAGCACCCGGUAUCCGCUGCGGUCGGGGCGCACCUCGACCGCCGUGGCGUCACGCCCGCGUCCGGAAUCGCCGAUGUUCGGGUCGUCCCCGGCGCAGGCGUCGAGGCAGACCGCAAAGGGUCGAGUCUCCGGGCCGGAAACGCGCGAUGGACCGACGCCGACUCGGACGCAGAGGUGGCGCGUCUCCAACAGGCCGGCCUGACCGCCCUCGUCGUGGCCCGAGACUCGGCCCCUCUCGUCGUCUUCGGCCUCGCCGUCCGGAUCCGGCCGGAAGCUCCGCGGGUGAUCGCCGAGCUCCAAGCCCGCGGCAUCGCAGUCCACCUCGUGUCGGGAGACCAGACCGUGGCCGUCGAGGCGGUCGCCGCCGCCGUCGGCAUCCCCGCGGAGCGCGUCGCCGGCGAGCGGACCCCGCCGGAGAAGCGCGACUACGUCUCCGCCCUCAUGGGCGACGGGGCCAGGCACGUCCUGUUCUGCGGGGACGGCACCAACGACGCAGUCGCCGUCGCCCAGGCCAACGUCGGGGUUCAGAUUGGCGGCGGCAGCGGCGGCAGCAGCGACGUGACCCAGGGCGCGGCGGACGUGGUCCUGAUGAGCGGCCUCGAGGGGAUCCCCUUCCUGCUCGACAUCAGCGGCGUCGCGUUUCGCCGGAUGGCGUUCAACUUUGUCUGGUCCGGCGUCUAUAAUGUUCUUGCCGUCACCAUGGCGAGCGGCGCCUGGGUCAGGUUCCGCAUCCCGCCCGCGUAUGCCGGGCUGGGCGAGGUGGUGAGCGUGCUGCCUGUCAUCCUCGCUGCCAUGUCCAUGUUGCUCGUGAGGCUUCGUAAAUAG
Molecule: messenger RNA, 2910 nt
Organism: Colletotrichum navitas
Lineage: Eukaryota; Fungi; Ascomycota; Sordariomycetes; Glomerellales; Glomerellaceae
Product: heavy metal translocating P-type ATPase
Exons: 3
Coding region: 1-2910 (969 amino acids)
Biological process (GO): monoatomic cation transport
Cellular component (GO): membrane
Molecular function (GO): ATP hydrolysis activity; ATPase-coupled monoatomic cation transmembrane transporter activity; metal ion binding
Source: RefSeq, a predicted model, not a curated record